AUGGUUCGUAUGCUUUAUAAUGAGCAGGGGCAGCAGCUUGUGUCUUUUGAUGAUACGUCGGGGGAAGUUGUGCAUUUCUUUCAAAGUUUGGUAGGAGCUGUGGACCCAGAUAUGGAGAGCUGCAAUGUGAGUACUUUAAGUGAGAUUGUUGGUUUUAAAAUUUCUAGUGAUGUUGGCAGGUUGUUAACUGGAGAAGUGUAUAAUAUUGAGAUUAAAGAGGUUUUUUUCACCAUGGUGAUGAUAAAGCACCGGGACUGGAUGAAUAUUCUCCCAAGUUCUUUAAAGUGGCUUCGGAGCACUUCAAACCUCUUACUGGCUUUUAAUGCUACAACAUUGGUCCUGGUUCCAAAAGUGGUAAAUGCUUGCAAUAUGAAGGAUUUUAGGCCUUUAUCUUGUUGUUCGGUUGUCUAUAGGGCUAUCACUAGAAUUAUGGUCCGUAGAUUGGCUAUUGUGUUUCUUGAUAUGGUAAGGCCUAACCAAUCAGCGUUUGUUAAAGGGCAGGAUAUUGUGGAUAAUACUCUGCUUGCGCAAGAGAAUGUGAGAGGGCAACUGAUUCUGCCUAGGUCUGUUUUGAAGAAGGUUGAUCAACUGUGUAUGAGAUCUUUUUUUGGAGGGGUUCAGGUUCUAUUGCUCUUGGUGCUAAUUUGGGUGAGUUGGGGUUUAAAUAAAGUUUUCUCCCUUAAGGAGAUUGUGUGGCCGUUAUUCCAUGCUGGGUGUUCAAUGUCUGUUCGGAUGAGGCAUGCUAUUGUGUCUUGGUUGACUUUGCUUAAUCGUCUAGCAACUAAGGACAUCAUUCGUAGAAUGAGCAUGGUUCUUGAGGGUAUUUGUGUGCUUUGUUGGGAGGAAGAGGAAACCAGAAGUCAUUUAUUUUUUAGUUUUCCUUUCUGGGCUCGAGUUUGGAGAGCUGUUCUGUCCUGGAGUGAUGUGUAG
Molecule: messenger RNA, 930 nt
Organism: Hibiscus syriacus
Lineage: Eukaryota; Viridiplantae; Streptophyta; Magnoliopsida; Malvales; Malvaceae
Exons: 5
Coding region: 1-930 (309 amino acids)
Source: RefSeq, a predicted model, not a curated record